Messenger RNA from Conger conger (European conger), 716 nucleotides. RefSeq names its product ribosomal protein L18a (gene rpl18a). The record is from RefSeq and is a predicted model, not a curated record. Bases 130 to 660 code for a protein of 176 amino acids. The transcript is spliced from 5 exons. Gene Ontology annotation, molecular function: structural constituent of ribosome. Gene Ontology annotation, cellular component: cytosolic large ribosomal subunit; ribosome. Lineage: Eukaryota; Metazoa; Chordata; Actinopteri; Anguilliformes; Congridae. Gene Ontology annotation, biological process: translation.
CGAUAAGUGGCACCACGGAGCACCAAUGGGAGACGGUGUCUUGGUCCCGCCCUUCCGGGGGAAGAUUGACGUUUAUGAGUCGCCGCCCCUCAACUUCCUUUUUCCAAGCGGCCGUCAGCGAGAGACACCAUGAAGGCGUCCGGCACACUUCGGGAAUACAAGGUGAUUGGGCGUCUGCUGCCCUCCGCCAAGAACCCCACUCCCCCGCUGUACCGCAUGCGGAUCUUCGCCCCCAACCACGUGGUGGCCAAGUCCCGCUUCUGGUACUUCGUCUCCCAGCUGAGGAAGAUGAAGAAGGCUUCUGGAGAAACCGUCUACUGUGGGCUGGUGUUUGAGAAGUCUCCUCUGAAGGUGAAGAACUUUGGGAUCUGGCUGCGCUACGACUCCCGCAGCGGCACCCACAACAUGUACCGCGAGUACCGCGACCUGACCACCUCCGGAGCUGUCACUCAGUGCUAUCGGGACAUGGGAGCGCGCCAUCGCGCCCGCGCCCACUCCAUCCAGAUCAUGAAGGUGCAGGAGAUCGCUGCCAACAAGUGCCGCCGCCCGGCCAUCAAGCAGUUCCACGACUCCAAGAUCAAGUUCCCCCUGCCCCACAGGGUUCUGCGUCGCCAGCACAAGCCCCGCUUCACCACCAAGAGACCAAACACCUUCUUCUAGAGGACGCGCUCCUCACGUUUCUGUACGCUCUUGUGAAUAAAAAAACAAAACCAGAA